Molecule: messenger RNA, 880 nt
Organism: Trifolium pratense (red clover)
Lineage: Eukaryota; Viridiplantae; Streptophyta; Magnoliopsida; Fabales; Fabaceae
Product: universal stress protein A-like protein
Exons: 4
Coding region: 185-682 (165 amino acids)
Source: RefSeq, a predicted model, not a curated record
ACUAUAAAAUACUUACUUAUAUGGAAAACUAUAAAUAAAUCAACUAUAAUACUAUUAUUAUCAUUAUUCACCUAUCCGAUCAUAAUUGGAAGCUAGCAUAUAUAUCCUAAAGUUUAAUUUCUACUACUCAAUUACUUACAAUUAAACUUGUGAUCUAUUCUCAAAGCAAAAUAUCAAGGUGCAAAUGGCUGGCAUAACAGAAAAUGGAAGAAGAAUCAUGGUAGCUAUUGAUGAAGGUGAUGAGAGCAUUUAUGCUCUCACAUGGUGCCUCAAGAACUUAAUUUUUAAAAAUUCCAAAGAUCAUCUUAUCCUCCUCUAUGUUAAACCUCCUCGUGUCGUUUAUUCUGCCUUUGAUGGCACAGGAUAUCUUUUCUCAUCCGAUAUAACGGCAACCAUGGAGAAAUAUAGCCAACAAGUUGCUGAUUGUGUGUUGGAGAAAGCCAAAUUAAUCUGUGGUGACGUCCAAAAUGUGGAAACAAGGAUAGAGAAUGGGGACCCAAGGGAUGUAAUCUGUGAGGCGGUUCAAAAAUUGGGUGUUGAUAUCUUGGUCAUGGGAAGCCAUGGAUAUGGCGUCAUCAAGAGGGCUUUCCUUGGAAGUGUGAGCAACCACUGUGCACAGAAUGUGAAGUGCCCUGUUUUGAUUGUGAAGAAACCAAAAUCAACUGCUGGAGGAGAUAAUUAAUAAUAUCUAAUUAUAUUUUCUUUGUUUUGUUUUUUUCCUGUAAAUAAAAUCUAAAAUACUUUGCUUAUUAUGCUGCUAAUGCUAUGAACAAUGUGUCCUUUGGGAUGUGCAUCAUGUUUUGUUCCUUCUUUCCUCUUAGAAGGAAUAUAUCUUUUGAAAUAUUAAAUGAUAAAGGUUAAAGUGGUAUGUUUAUUUUUA